Vigna unguiculata (cowpea) is the source of this 1657-nucleotide messenger RNA. Its product is annotated as nuclear transcription factor Y subunit A-10-like. Lineage: Eukaryota; Viridiplantae; Streptophyta; Magnoliopsida; Fabales; Fabaceae. Gene Ontology annotation, molecular function: DNA-binding transcription factor activity. The record is from RefSeq and is a predicted model, not a curated record. Gene Ontology annotation, biological process: regulation of DNA-templated transcription.
CUAUGUGUGUGUUUUGCUUCAUUAAGUACCGACAUGACUCCAACCUGUUGGGGUGUUGAUUCAUCUACUACUUCUACUUCGUAGAAAUCGAUGCUGCUACUUAUUCUUCUUCUUCUUCUUCUACUUUUACUACUCACUCUGAGAACUCUCCUUUUCGCUUGACGCUGGCGUUUACGAGUGGAGAAAUCUGAGGCAGAAUAGUGGUUUUUAGAAACCUCGUGGAGCUAAAAGAAUCUUGAAAGCUAGAGGAAGCAGUCUACAUCAUCAACGUUUGGAGGCUAAAAAUGGCGAUGCAGACUGCUUACCUGAAAGAACACGAAGGAAUUGUUCACAAUUCUGUCGGACAGUUGUCAUCAUCUGCUACUUCAGCUCCAUGGUGGAAUGGCUCAGGAUCUCAACCAGUUUAUGGAGAUUAUUGUGCCCAGAACAAGCCCUUUUCGUUGGAGUUUUCGAACUACGUCGACCCAUAUGCUGCUGGUAAGCAAGUAGUUCGAGGAGCUGAGCCAGUGAUCGAUAGAGGACAUGCAACCCAGUUUUCCAUCUUUCCAGAUGAAUGUAAAAUGUUAGGCGAAGCUCAAAGUUCUCAGGCAAACUUGGCACUGCAGCCACCACUUGCUGAGCCCACCAACAAUUUCGACAUAGGGUUUAAUCAACAACCUAUGAUGUGUGCACCAUAUCCCUGCACGGAUCAAUAUUGUGGGCUCGUCUCAGCUUAUGCACCUCAAAUUUCGGGACGUAUAAUGCUUCCGCAUAACAUGGCCUCUGAUGAUGCACCAACCUACGUGAAUGCUAAGCAGUACCAUGGAAUCAUCAGACGCAGGCAGUCACGUGCCAAGGCUGUUCUUGAGAACAAAUUCAUCAAACGUCGCAAGCCCUACAUGCAUGAAUCUCGCCAUCUGCAUGCAAUGAGGCGACCAAGAGGAAAUGGUGGUCGGUUCUUGAACACAAGAAACUCCAACAAUGGAAAUAAUGGUGGAAAUGAUGCUGAUAAUGAAGCGAAUAAAAUGGGUGGUCUACAAUUUCUGUCCAGUGCCUCUCAGAGCUCUGAAAUGCUGCAAUCUGAUGUUGGAAUAAACUCACCUAUGGAGACAGAUGAUUGCAGUCCAAACAUGUCUAGCUCAGAAGUGAAUAGCAUGUAUUCGAGGGAAGGUUUCGAGGGGUUUCCUGUGAAUGCUCUUGGAGCUUCUGUGUAUCCUCUGGGAUCUUCUGUGCGUUCGAUAAAGAACAUGAUAGGUAGUGGAAAUGGUGUUAGCAUGCCCAAUAGAUGGGCUUAAGAAUGUGUUUGAUUUGCGAGGAGAAGUAGUGGGUUUGGUGUGAUGUUGCACCGAACACGUCCCUUGGAAAAAGACCAGAUGAAGAAAUUGUCUUGCAUUUUCUAGUGUUUGUUGUGACAAAUUUAGUUCUGAAAAAAAAACUUGGUUCUAUCUGAUUUAGGCAAAACCAUUAUUGGCUAAGCUUGGGAAGCUCAUUCUACGUGAUGUCUGUGCUAAAUAACUUCAAUUCUGAGUGAGUGAGAGCUUUUUAAGGUAUGUUAGGUUUGUCGUUUGGUUCUGAAUUUCUGACUAUGUAAUGUGCAUCUUAGAACUCUAAAUUGUGACAUAGUUGGAAAAAUAAAACAUUGAUUUCGGAGGCUAAGCCUAGAAGGGGCUGCUUAAAA